AGCGAGCGAGACUGCGCUGGCGAGGAGGAGCCGCGCGAGCGGCGGCUGCUGGGCGCUUCCCCGCGCUGCUGGGCGCUCGGCGCCUCCGCGGCCCCGGCUCCCGGCCGCAGCUUCCUCGCGCGCGCGGGGCGCCGGGCGCGGGGCCCGGGCUGGCUUCGCGGAAGGGUUUGCUGAACUAACUCCAAGCUGGUGUGCCUAGCGUCCGCGCGGCUGCCGGCCCAAGAGCUGGAGUCACCAUGGCGGCCGGAGUUGCGGCCUGGCUGCCUUUUGCCCGGGCUGCGGCCAUCGGGUGGAUGCCGGUGGCCAACUGCCCCAUGCCCCUGGCCCCGGCCGACAAGAACAAGCGGCAGGAUGAGCUGAUUGUCCUCAACGUGAGUGGGCGGAGGUUCCAGACCUGGAGGACCACGCUGGAGCGCUACCCGGACACCCUGCUGGGCAGCACGGAGAAGGAGUUCUUCUUCAACGAGGACACCAAGGAGUACUUCUUCGACCGGGACCCCGAGGUGUUCCGCUGCGUGCUCAACUUCUACCGCACGGGGAAGCUGCACUACCCGCGCUACGAGUGCAUCUCUGCCUACGACGACGAGCUGGCCUUCUACGGCAUCCUCCCGGAGAUCAUCGGGGACUGCUGCUACGAGGAGUACAAGGACCGCAAGAGGGAGAACGCCGAGCGGCUCAUGGACGACAACGACUCGGAGAACAACCAGGAGUCCAUGCCCUCGCUCAGCUUCCGCCAGACCAUGUGGCGGGCCUUCGAGAACCCCCACACCAGCACGCUGGCCCUGGUCUUCUACUACGUGACUGGCUUCUUCAUCGCUGUCUCGGUCAUCACCAACGUGGUGGAGACGGUGCCGUGCGGCACGGUCCCGGGCAGCAAGGAGCUGCCGUGCGGGGAGCGCUACUCGGUGGCCUUCUUCUGCCUGGACACGGCGUGCGUCAUGAUCUUCACCGUGGAGUACCUCCUGCGGCUCUUCGCGGCUCCCAGCCGCUACCGCUUCAUCCGCAGCGUCAUGAGCAUCAUCGACGUGGUGGCCAUCAUGCCCUACUACAUCGGUCUGGUCAUGACCAACAACGAGGACGUGUCCGGCGCCUUCGUCACGCUCCGGGUCUUCCGCGUCUUCAGGAUCUUCAAGUUUUCCCGCCACUCCCAGGGCCUGCGGAUCCUGGGCUACACACUGAAGAGCUGUGCCUCCGAACUGGGCUUUCUUCUCUUCUCCCUCACCAUGGCCAUCAUCAUCUUUGCCACUGUGAUGUUUUAUGCCGAGAAGGGCUCCUCGGCCAGCAAGUUCACAAGCAUCCCUGCCUCGUUUUGGUACACCAUUGUCACCAUGACCACACUGGGAUGAAAGGGGGAGUCAGCACAGCCGGUGUCAGAGGAAAGCAAGUGUGGAAAACCUUCCAGGCCAGGAGGGUGCUGCCUGAGGCAUCCACCCUAACUUCUCUGAAGUCCUGUUUAGUCACAAAAUUCAUGCAACCAGUGCUUAUUAUAAGCAAUGUUUUCCACAUUGUCUAGUUUAACAAAGCAGUUCUUCAACUUUCUGGUUUCAGAAAAAUUACCAAGAAUCCCAAUGACCUUUUAUUUCUGUGGAAUAUGUAGGGUUAGAAAUUUAGCACUGUGAAUUUUUAAAUGUUUUUAAAUACUUGUUUAUUAAUUCAUUUUAAAAUAACAUAUCCCAUUACACAUUAAAAUACAUUUUAUGGAAAAUAUAUUUCCAAAAUUUAAAAAACCUGGAAGAGUGGCAUUGUUUUAUAUUUUUGAAAAUCUCUUUAAUGAAUUAGAAGACAGCUGGAUUCUCACAUCUGCAUCUGCAUUCAAUCUGUUGAUAUCUGUGGUUUUGUUUGUAGUAUAUAAAGAAAACCAGCCUUACACAGCAGGGCGCAGACUCAGGGCUGAAAACCUAAGGAGCCACCCACUCUUGAGGUCCUGCAAGGGUAGGGUUGUCCCUGAGAGUGAGGGCCUCCUUAAAUUUUGCACUCAAGGGCCCUGCCUUGUCUCACUUGGGUCCUAGCCUGGUCAGGCGGGAAAAACCACUGGCUUAAGAUAUGCUCCAGGGAUUGCAAGGAGGGUCUCCUACCUGGAAUAUAGGCCAAGAUACAAAGUCAUGAAUGAGUGCAAGGUCUGAGGAACCGCACUGGGCCCAGAUCUGAGCAAGCCUUUUAUGCUGCAUGAAGAAACAGGCCUUUAUCUGGAAGGCUAUGAGGAGCCACAGAAGAGUCAAGCAGGGAGUGAUGGGAUCAGAUUUGCAUUUUUAGAUUCAUUCAUUUGUUUGUUAAUUGAUAUGUAUUGAGCUCCUAUUGUGUGCUGGGCACUGGGAAUAACAGUGAACAGAGGUUUCUGUUCUCAUAGAGCUCACAUUGUGGGGAAGCAGAUAAUAAAUGAAUAUAGAUCUAUAGAUCCACGCUGCUGACGUAGAAAGAUGGACCGGAGGAUAAUUAGAUGGAGGGGAGAAGAGUUCAGGCAGUUGGAACAAUAGCCACCGAAGAGUCGAUAGUGAACAGAAUGGCAGUAGAAAUGGAGUAGGCGAGAACAUGAGAGGGUCAACGCAACACUAAGGAUGCAGCCACCAGUGCUACCUGGGAGAAAUCAAAGGUGAUGCCCAGCUUCCACCUCAGGCAGUCGGGUCUACUGUGAUUUGGGCACCCAACAGGAGAAGCAUUUGGGGGGGAUAAUCCAUUUUGUUAGCAACAACACGUUGAGUUUGAAGAGCCUGAGAGGAUGGGGUCAUUUGGGUGGAGAUGUCCAGUGAGGUGCUGGGUUAUAUAGGUCUGACCUUCAGAAUGGAGGGCGGGACGAGGGAUUGGAUUGUGAGAGCUGUCAACCAUUCAGGAGGUGAGUGGAUAAUGGCAUUCAGGAACAGUGCUCAGAGUGAGACCGGGGACACUUAUUCCUGCCACUCUUCCUCAAAGUCAGCGUAUCUGAAAUCAGAUUUGUAGUCUUUCCCCCAUCCCUGAAGACCAUUCUCCAACUUAAUUAAUGACACCAACAACCUUGCAUCUAUUAGAGCUAGAAACCUGAGGUUCAGCCUGGAUGCUGUCUCCUGCUCAGCUCCCACCUACCAUGGCCUCAUGAUCUACCAGCUCUCUCACCUUGUCUGCCACACCCCCAAACUGCUGCUUCACUCUUCCAGCCCAUUUCUUCUGUCUGGAAGGCCCAUUUGAAUUGUCCCUACCACUCUCAUCAGAAACAUCCACCUAAGAAAUUCCUACUCAUUCUUCAAGACCUGCUCUAGCAUCCCCUUUCAUUUUAGGUCGCCCCAUAUCCCUGCAACCGCACAACCACACAGCCUGAGACAUAAUUGUUCGUCCUCUUUAGUUUCCAAUUUCGUGACCAUGACUCUGUUUAACACUCAUAACACUGCAGCGCAACCAUUUGCUCACAUGACUUUCUCUCUUACUACAGUGAAACUCACAUGACAGAAGAAAAUAGAUUGAAUUGUCUUUGUAGCAUUUGUUUCGCGGGUGGCUCCUGAAUGAAUGCUAAGACCUCAACCAGAUGGGUUUACUGAGAAAGGCAGAAAGCCAGGACCAGAACUAGGAAAGUGACCCUCCCCAGCUAGUCUACCCAGCAUCUAGGUCAAUGGGAAUCCAGUCUGGGGUAUAAGCAAGACCACAGUGGGCUGUGAGCAUGGUAAAACUCAAGCAAAUAGGAAGCAGUACCUUGGUUCCAGGGGCCUCAUGCAGCAGUGGCUGGGGUGGCUAAUGGACGGUGGCAACAGCAAAGAGCAAAGCAGUGGAUCCGAGUAAAAGGACAGAGAGCUGAGCAGAGCUGGUGGCAGGAUGGGGGGUCUCUCCAUACCCCAGCACACCAGGCAUAUGGUGCAUAGCAGAUCCCAGAGCUCACCUGGGGUAACAGUGAAGAUAGGUCCUACUCAGGAUGGUCCUGGGGCUGGGGAUUACUGAGCCUUCUUGAGUGAAAUGCCUCUGAGCCUUCCAGCCAGAAGGGUUUGUCCAGGUAGCAGUGAUAACACCUGUUGUUUGUGGGGACAGUGAGGAAUCUGGCCUAACUAGGGCAAAGGGUUUGCACUGGUGACUAAUGGGAGAUGCAGUUGAAUAGUAUAAACAUACUCUUUUUUAUCUAUUCAAUCAAGAGAAGUAACAGCUACAAACCCAGACAGAAGCCCAUAAAAUGAGACAAUUAUUUUGAGAUGGCCACAGGUAGACGGAAGUAAAGGUUAGAUCCUAUCCUUGUUCACAAAGACACGGGUAAAUUGUGUGAAUACCAAGCUCUGUGAGGAAAGGCAAAAGCUUUGUAAGACUUGCUGCCCACACCAAACACAGCCCUGAGCCCAGCGAACAUAGAUGGAGCUGUCAUCACAGGGAGUUGCUUCCCACUCCAGAUAUGCCCCGUCAGUGCUGCUGCUUGGGGCAGAGCGGCAAGCCUUGGGCUCAGAAAUGCUGCUUCCAGAAGCCCAUAAACAAAAGGCAGCUGUCUGCUCUCCCUCUUCCAAGAAUUCUUAGCAAGUACCAGUUUUCAUUAAUGGGAAGCAAAUCCACUAAUGGCAUUCAGGAACAGCGCUCAGAGUGAGACCAGGGGCCUCACUCUUUUCUCUUAUUCUCUAUCCCAGGGCUCUAGAAAAAAGAUAGCAGGGCCCCCUGCUGCAUCCCUUGGAGCCCCAUUUCUUCUUCCUCUGCUCAGCCCUGGCUGGUCAUCAGGGUAUCCUGGAGCAGGAGGGAGAGAAGAGCUCCAUCAUAUCAACAUUCCUCACCCAGGAGGGCAGAGAGCAAAGUGAAGAUAAUAUACAGACUUUGGAAUUGCACAGGCUUGCCAGUUGGAGAUGUGUAACCUCUCUAAGACUCAGUUUCCUCAUAUAUAACAUGGUUGUAAUAACAGUACCAGCCUCAUAGGAUUGUUACAAGAUCUUUACAUGUAAAGUUCUUAGUCCAGCGCUUGGCAUGUACUUACUGCUCAAUAUAAGUUAGCUGCUGCCACUGUGAUUAUUAUCUGCUCCUGGCCCUCAUUGGAAUUCCAGUGCUUAACUUGCGAUGGAGGCAGGUAACAAAAUUCUGUCUGCUUAGUGUCCUGGGACCCCUGGCAAUAUCUCGGAUUCCUGUGCAAGAUGUGUUCCUGCAUCGUGAACCCACUGAAAGUCAAGGGACCAAGUGCUGGGGGUCACAGGACAUGGGUGUGCUUACUUGGGCUCCACCCCUAGGCUGCACCAGCUGCCUUACCUCUCCUCUUGGCACUUGUAUUUCCUGUCUCUGCUUUCACUCAUGGGCAAUUCCAACCGUCAUCUGCGUACACAUCUGUUCUCAUAGCAACAUACACUACAUAUGCAUGUCUUCCAGCUUUGCUGUACACUUAGGCAAACUACUUAACCACUCUGUGCCUUAGUUUUCCCAUCCAAAAACUGGAAAUAAUCAUACAGGCUAAGUAUUCCUAAUCCCAAAAUUCCAAAUCUGAAACACUUCAAAAUCUGAAACUUUUUGAUUGCUGACAUGAUGCACAAAGAAAAUGCUCAGUGGAGUAUUGGAUUUGGGAUUAGGGAUGCUCAACCAUAAGUUUAAUGUGAAUAUUCCAAAAUCUAAAGAAGUCCAAAAUCCAAAACACUUCUGGUCCCAAGCCUUUUGGAUAAGGGAUACUCAACCUGUAGUACCAGCCUCAUAGGGUUGUUGGAGAUUAAACCAGGUAAUUAAUGUGAAGCACUUAGAACAAAGAUCAGCAUAUUUCAGGUGAUCAUUAAACAUUAGCUGUUAUUAUCAUGACUAUUAUUAUUAUUAUAAUAGAAACUUCACAUCUCCCAGUAGUAGGGAUUUUGCUCUGAGGCGCCACUGUCCUAUUGAAACCCUGAAUGAACUCUUCAGCCUUAGGAAACAUUCAGAAACCAUGAACUCGUUGACAUAGUAAACCACCUGUGAGUGACCUCUUGACCCAAAUAAGCAUUAAACGUAGAAAGAUUAAGAGCCCUGAGCCAAACCUGAGGGCCUGAGACCUGCAUGUCUUUGUAUGUUCAUGGCAGAUGAUGGUGGGUGUGUGCACAUACAAAGGAAGAGCACGUGGCAUGAGAGCAGACACGUGUCCUAGACCUGAAAGUUGAAAGUCAAGGUUUUAUGGUCCAUGGCUGCACACUCUAAAAGAAAACAUCUCACAAGGAGUGAGAGACUCUAAAAAUGAAAUUAGAACAAGAAAUUCACAUAUACUUCCAACAAGGAAGAAAAAUGAGACAUCUAAAGAAAUCAAUGUGGCUACCUGGGAAACCUCUAAUGAACCUAGAUUUUAAAAGCCAAAAACUAUAUUUACAGCAAAUAUUGGAUAAAUUGUUAAUAUCUUUAAUAUAUAAAGAGCUCGUGCAAAUCAGUAAUGAAACCCCUAAGGCAAAAUAGAAAAGUGAAUCAAGGAUGUAAUAAACAAUUCGCUAAAGAAGAAAUAAAGCUAGCUUUCCAACAGAUGGAAAAUCUUCAAUCUUACUAGUAAUCACAAUGAAAAUUCAAACAACUAGAUAGCUAUUUUUGGCUUGCAAAUUAGCAAAGACUUUGAUUUUGAUUUUUAGUGAGUACCCUACCCAAUGCUGGUGAGGGUGCAGCAAAAUAGUCUCAUUCAAACACUGCACGUGGGAUAUGGCACUCAGGAGAGUCACUUCUUGGAUCUCUCCCGAGGAAAUAGUGCUACUUUAGAAAUACUGUUAUUAAUAAUAUUUGUAUAAGCAAAAAUUAGAAAGAAUCAGAAUGCAUCCAUGUAGAAUAAUGCUUAUUAUUAUUUCAGAUGGUAGUGUGGGAAAAAGCAGGAGACAAAAUUAUACACACAAUAUGUAAGUAUGAUUUAAAAGAAAAACAAGACUAGAAGAAAACAAAAUACAAUGAUGGUAUCUUUGGGUGGUGGAAGCAUGGAUGAUUUGUUUAAUUCUUUCUGCAUUUUUGCUUGGUGAUCAGAUUUCUUACAAUGAUUGUGCAUUACUUUUAUUAUGGAAAAAAUAAACUUUAUUGUAAUACUGGAGAUGUAGAAAGAAUAGGAAGAGAGCUCACACCAUGGAAGACAAAUCCAACAGACAAGUGCAUUCCUGUGGUCCAGUGUCAGGGAUCCUUAAAGCUUCAAGUGGAUCUGGCUUAUGGGCAGAGCUACAAUCAACAUGAGGAACUUGUACUGUGUGAACAUGGCAGAGAUUAGUGUGCUGCCUGGGAAGUAUGUGCGGCAUUUAAGAACAACCUGAGCUGAUGGGCCAUUGUGCCACAAAGUAGGAAGAAUCCUGGACCUCGGACAUAUGGGUCAAAAAAUACUAACAGUGUCAUAGACAUCACUGAUAUCGGUGAUCACCAGCCUAGUCCACCACUUCCCAAAGUGUGGACCCUGGAUCACUGGUGGGCUCAGAAUGACUCCAAAUAAUGCUGAAGCAGUUUAGGUGGUGUAUGGACAUGGAAUUAUUAUUUUUAAGUUUUUCUUCUUGAAUUUUCUUUCAAUCUUUCUAGUGAUACCAAAGAGAAGUCUUAAUUUGAUGCUAGGAUAUCUUUAACACUGUUACUGAAAUGUCAGGGGUUUGGUCUGGGUCCUGCUGCUUGCCACACAGAAAGCCAAUCACUGAGACAACAAGUGCUGCCAGGGAAGAAGGCUUUAUUCAGGGCUGCAACCAAGGAGAAUGGGAGAUCAGUCUCAAAUCCAUCUCCUCAACCAACUGAAGUUAGGGAUUUAUAUAUAACAGCAGGAAAGAAAUGUAACUAUGUGUGGAAAAACAGGAUUUAAGGAGGGGUAAGGAAGAGGGGUUGGAAAACAGGAAUCGCCAUGGAUGAGGGGUCUGGCAUCUCAUGUCUGGAUGCAGUGAUCUGGUGAGUUUCAGAUCCCUGAUACUCUCUGGGAGGCCUGAGGGUCGGUUUUCUGAGGAUGGGACUCAAAUAAGAUAAAUGUAAGUUUCGAGCUUUAAGAUCAAGAGGGUCCAUUUCUAUGUUUAUCCAAAAAACAGUAAACAUCAGUUUGAUGGAACAGUUGGGCCGGUUUCAACACCUCUUUAACCCUUGCUCAUCUCCCUUUCUAACCAAGUAGGAGCAGGCUUCAGGCUCAGUUCCUUAAGCAGACAACAGCAUCUGGCUAGAAUUCAGUAAUGCAAGUGGUGUGUGGGUAUGGCAGAAUCACCAGGGCAGAAGAAGAAUUAAAGUAGUUUGGUAAACACUGAACUAGUCCAGAACUUUGGGCAUCUGGGACAUAAAGGGUCAGGGAGGGAGGGUGAUUUGCUGCAAGUCAACCAACUGGUCAACACCAGACCAAGCCUGGUCUCCCUGCUUCAACUACCGGCCCUUUCCCCAAGCUCUUCUGCUCUCCACGUGGAGCUGUCAGUAUUUCUCCACUUUCCUUCAAAAAGCAGACCUAGUACUAUCUUGUUCUUUGCUGUCUUUGUUAUUUCUUGUUUGAGCUUUUUUUUUUUUUUUUUGGAGUUGGAGAAGGCAUGGGAUCAUGCUAUUAGCAUAACUAAAAAUGUUUUUAGUUUGCCUCUGCAUUUUCCCCAAGCCUCAGCUUUUCCUAAAAAUCCAGCAUCUUCUGCAUCCUUCCCUGGGGACCACACUACUCCUCAGUGCUGGGCAUUGUCUGUUUACAACUAAAGCAGAUUUUUUCUUUUGCUUUUGUCUUCAAAUGUGAGCUUUUCAGAGUCUCUAGUGCAACCAUAUUAGUGUUUUAGAUGCUUCCUGAUUAUAGUUAUUUGUGCUUAUGUAGUCAGAAUUUCCCCCAAAGUGUUUCUGGAUAUGGAUUUACACCUCAGUUCUGCCUGGGCUGCUAACUAGCUGAGGGACCUUGUGCAAGUCAUUCACCCUCACUGAACAGGUAAUAGCACUGCCCUACUUAGCUCUGAGGGUUGCCAUGAGGACCAAAUGAGUGGUAGUCACAAAGAUGCUUUGCAGGGCAUAAUGGACCCCACAUAAUGCACCCCACAAUGAAAUGUGUUAUUCAGCUCCUAUUUUUCUUUUGCUUUUCCCAUCAAGAAGAAUGCUCUUCAGAUUGGACAGUGUAAAACCAGCAUCAUUAAAAAAAGAACUAAAGCUCAAAAUAGGAGCAAAGAUAGAGAGCAGCUCAGUCUUUAAAGGAACUCAAUCCCUGAGUGUCUCAGAACCAUCAGGCCUGAUCUGCAGAGCUGUGAUGGAUGUGUCAGGCUAUGUUAUGUCAGGGACCAGAGUAGGUUCCAUGGAGGGAGAACAGGAGGGCCCGUGAGGGCUUUGGCCACUGUCACUGUGAGAAACCGUUGAAAAAAAAACUAUGAAAUUUAGAUAAGAAAAGACUCAAAAGAUGGCACACACAUGCCACUGCCUGCUUAGAAUUAGAGAUUCCUCCAAGAACCUCACGAUUUGUGGAACACCUCUCCCCACCCCACACCCUGCCCUGCCCCCCAGGACAUUCCUCAGAAUCUCACCAUCUUCCCAGCAGGCCCCUCAGCAGUAAUGGGGAAGAAGUAGACAGCCAAGGAAGAGUAGGAUCCUUGCUUCUGUGAUUCCGCCCAUAGCCACCCCGUGGGUCCCCCGCCGUCUGUCUGGGUUCAGUUUGUGCCUCCACACUUAUAAACCGUGUGACCUUGGGCAGGGGCUGUGUCUUGAAUUUCCCAUCAUAUGGAAAUGAUAUCUUGUUCAUAGUCUUGUUACAGAGUUUAGACAAGAUGACAUAAAGUUCUUAGCACGAGUUCUUCUCAAAAGACGCUAGGUUGUUUUUGUUUGUUUGUUUUUGCCUUCUCCAUUUCCUGUAGCCCUAUCUAUUUCUGAUUAUAAAAAGAGGACUGUUUCAAAAAAUUAAACAUAAGCUUACCAUAUGAUCCAGCAAUUCCACUUCUGGUGGUAUACACACCCAAAAGAAUUGAAAGAAUUGAAGGCAGGACUCCAACAGGUAUUCAUAUGCCCAUACUCAUAGCAGCAUUAUUCACAGUAGCCAAAAGGUGGGAACAACCCAGUGUUCAUCCGUGGAUUAAUGGACAAGCAAACUGUGGUCUAUCCUUACAGUGGAAUAUUAUUCAGCCUAAAAAGGAAGGAAAUUCUGACACAUGCUACAACAUAGAUGAACCUUGAAGACACUGUGGUAAGAAAAAUAAGCCAGACACAAAGGACAAAUACUGUAUGAGUCUACUUAUAUGAAGUAUUUAGAGUAGUCAAAUUCAUAGAGAGAGAAAGUGGAAUUAUGGUUACCGGCGGGGCAAGAAGAGAGGGUAUGGAGUUUCAGUUUGGGAAGAUGAAAAGAGCUCUGGAGAUGGAUGGUGGCGAUGGUUGCGCAACAGUUUAAACAAUGUCACCAAACAGUACGCCUAAAAAUCACACAUAGAUAAAAUAUACAUUUUAUGUUAUAUAUAUCUUACUACAGUUAAAAAAUUGCUUACACGACAAACAUAUUUUAAUUUCAGUUAUGACAUAAUUUUAGAGAUAUUAAAAUGUGAAAAUCACAUAAAUCUUUAGAAUAAAAAGAAUAUGGUUUUUAACACUCAAAAAAAAAAAAGAAA
Messenger RNA from Homo sapiens (human), 10394 nucleotides. It is a transcript of the gene KCND3, whose product is annotated as potassium voltage-gated channel subfamily D member 3. The coding region runs from base 237 to 1346 and encodes 369 amino acids. Gene Ontology annotation, biological process: potassium ion transport; protein homooligomerization; monoatomic ion transport. The transcript is spliced from 3 exons. Gene Ontology annotation, cellular component: voltage-gated potassium channel complex; postsynaptic specialization membrane; dendrite. NCBI's taxonomy places the organism in Eukaryota, Metazoa, Chordata, Mammalia, Primates, Hominidae. The record is from RefSeq and is a predicted model, not a curated record. Gene Ontology annotation, molecular function: monoatomic ion channel activity; voltage-gated potassium channel activity.